Messenger RNA from Lotus japonicus, 2077 nucleotides. RefSeq names its product ethylene-responsive transcription factor RAP2-4-like. Gene Ontology annotation, molecular function: DNA binding; DNA-binding transcription factor activity. The coding region runs from base 572 to 1687 and encodes 371 amino acids. NCBI's taxonomy places the organism in Eukaryota, Viridiplantae, Streptophyta, Magnoliopsida, Fabales, Fabaceae. The record is from RefSeq and is a predicted model, not a curated record. The transcript has a single exon. Gene Ontology annotation, biological process: regulation of DNA-templated transcription.
UAAAGCAAAAUCCAAGAGUGACCGUGAGAUUCACCAAACAAAACUUUCAUUCUUCUGAGAGAGAAAAAAAAAACAACGACUGUGUUUGCAUCUUGUGUGUGGUUCUCCUUCUUCAUUGUUUUCAUCUAAUCUUAUUCCCCUUUCUGUUACUCCCCGCUUCUCUGAAUCCCUUUCUGUUAAUCAUCUGUCUUUCAAGUUAUAUGAUUUUUUGAGUUUUUAAUCAAACUUACAAACUACUAUUUCUUUGGAAGCCAGGUGUUUUCAGAAUCGAGAUCCAGGUUCAAAAAAUUUGUUUUUCUUCAUUUCAUUUUUCAUUUUUUCUCAUCUUUCAAUCAAUCAGCUAAAAGGGUUGUUUUUGAUCCCUUAAGGCUUUGAUUUUUCUCAAUAUUUCUUGGAUUAAAGGGGUUGUCUAUUUAAAACCUCUUCUUCCAUCUUUCAUCUAGAAAACUUAAAAAAAAAAAUAUUGUUCCUUUUUUUUUAAUUUUUCUCUGAAAAUUUUCAGUAUUAGAAAGACAACACAGGUUGAUUUUUAUCUAAGAUCUGUGUGUGCAGUUUACAGUUUUUUCAUUACAUGGCAGCUUCAAUGGAUUUCUACAACAGUUCAACAACUCAACUUCAAUCAGAUCCCUUUAGUGGUGGUGAGUUGAUGGAAGUUCUAGAGCCUUUCAUGAAGACUAGUCCUUCCUCAACUCCCUCUCAAUCUUCUUCAUCCCCUUUCUCAAAUUCAUUCCUACCUUCUUCCAACUCUACCUCUACCUCUUCUUACCCUUCUUCUCCUUCUCCUUCUCCUUCUCCUUAUCCCUUCUACCAAAACCAACCCUCUUCUUCUUUCUCUUCUUCUUCUUCUUCUUCUUCUUCUUCUUUCUUCACUACACAGCCCAAUUUCUACACAGAUGGUUGCUCUUCCAUGAUGCCAUACCUAUUUCCCUCAGGGUUUUCAUCAUCAUCACAAAGCCAAAACAACUCCAUAGGCUUUGAGCAAGAGCAACCAAGUUCUGUUAUUGGGCUAAACCAGUUAACCCCAUCUCAGAUUAGCCAAAUCCAAACCCAGAUCCAUUUCCAGUCCCAGCAGAACACCAGCAACUCUCUUAGCUUCCUCGCGCCGAAGCCGGUCGCAAUGAAGCAAUCUGGCACCCCUCCUAAGCCUACCAAGCUCUACAGAGGUGUGAGACAGAGGCAUUGGGGGAAAUGGGUAGCUGAGAUUAGGCUUCCCAAGAAUCGGACCAGGCUCUGGCUUGGGACAUUUGAGACUGCUGAAGAAGCUGCUCUGGCUUAUGACAGAGCAGCUUACAGGCUCAGAGGUGAUUUUGCAAGGCUGAAUUUUCCAAACUUGAAGGAUCAAGGUUCUUGUUUUGGAGAUUACAAGCCUCUGCAUGCUUCUGUUGAUGCUAAGCUUGAUGCUAUUUGUGAGAAUUUGGCUGAUUUGCAGAAACAGGGGACUAAAGCAGAGAAGGGUGUGAAGUCUUCUAAGAAAGGUUUGAAGAAACAGGUUCAGGCAGAGGUUGAGAACAAGGUGGAAGCUUCUUUGUCUCCAGUGGUGACUGAGAGUGAAAACUCUGAUGAUUCUUCUCCUUUGUCUGAUCUUACAUUUGGUGAUUUCAGUGAGCCUCAGUGGGAUGCUACUACUUCAGAAUAUCUUAAUCUGCAGAAGUUUCCAUCUUAUGAGAUUGAUUGGGAUUCUCUGUGAAGUUGAAGUUGAAGUUGAAUUUGGUAGAGUCUUGUUAUGUGACUAGUGUUAAUGUAGGUGGUAGCUAGUGUCUCUUCUUAUCUUGUGGCUGCUGCAAUUGAGUUUUUGAAAAUUGCAGUGCUGCAUGUAGGAUUUAUUUGGGUAAUUGGGUUUAUGGUUUAGGGUUAUUUUUCUUUUUAUUAUUGAUUAUUAUUAUUAUGUCAAUAUAUGAUGUAAAUCUCUGUCUACCUUGGUCAGCUGGUUUUUUUCUUGCUUGACCAUGGAGAAUGACUCCGGUUUAGGUGUUCUUUGAAGUAUAUUAUUAUUGUUAUUGAUGUAAUUCAAUUCCAGUUGUAUUUCAACUUAAGAAUAUAAUGUACUACUACUAGUUUGUCUAUGGUUAUAGAUUAA